CCACAACACCUUCGAGCUUUACCAUCCCUCUAUUAUCCCGGAUCGCUAUCGAUCUGCGGUUUACGCGAGUCUCGCGAGUAGUCUGAUUGACGCGCGACGUCUUGUUCAUCAUGUUUUCCGGGUCGAACUCCUAUUUAGGGGGUGGGAACAGCGCCCGACCUGGACAGCCUCAGUAUGGCCAGCAGCAGCAACAGCAGCAGCAGCCAUUUCAGCAGUCUGGAGGCUUCCAAGGUGGAUUGGGUCCCCAGCCAACGGGCUUCGGCGGAGGGCCCAUGCAACCGCAGUUUACGGGUUUCCCUGGACAGCAGCAGAACUUUGGGCAGCCGCAACAGCAGCAACCCCAAUUCACGGGAUUUCCGGGUCAACAGGCACAAUCGUUUCAACAGCAGCCCCAGCAGCAGCAGUCUUUUCAGACUGGCGCGCCGCCUCCGCCUCCUCCGAAGCAAAUGCCCCAACCGACGGGAAUGACCUCCUCCCAGAUGGCCGACUCCUUUCGCGGGACAUCAUCGUCCAAACCCCCACCACCGCCCGCGAAGACGAACAAGAUUCCGAACAUUCGACUUUCUUUCAUAACUGCUCAAGAUCAGGCCAAGUUUGAGCAGUUGUUCAAAUCUGCUGCGGGAGAUGCUCAGGCACUAUCUGGAGACCAAGCACGAGACCUGCUCAUGCGGUCCAGGCUAUCCGGAGAUGCCCUCUCUCAUAUCUGGACUCUAUCGGAUACGACCAAGUCAGGCCAAUUGUUGUUCCCUGAAUUUGCGCUUGCCAUGUAUCUUUGCAAUCUCAAGCUGACUGGAAAGGACAUACCGAACAACUUACCCGACCGCGUGAAGAACGAGGUUUCUAGUAUGGUAGAUAUCAUAUCGUUCGGCGUGGCAGAAGAUGAGUCGUCCCGGCCGGCCCCUGGGGGUGGUCAGAGUUCUGGUCAAAUACCCACAAUCCAGCAACCGCAGCCCCAGGCUUCAAACAGUCAACUGCUGUCAUCGUUGGUUUCUCAACCGACCGGGUUCAAUCAGUCCCAAUUAGGACCUCAGCCGACUGGAUUCCAGCCGCAGCCGACAGGCUUUGGCCAGGCACAGAACACCGGCUACACUGGGCCCCGUCCGCCUAUGCCACCCAUGCCUACCGGCUUCGCUCCCGGUCUUUCUCCGAAUCAGACUGGCCUGGCUCCUUUGAAUGCGCAACCUACCGGCGUCCCUGGACAGUGGGGUUUAGUCAAUAACCCAGCUACAGGACUUCCAAACAUUGAGGCUCUGACUCAGCGAAUGAUGCCCCAGACAGGGCGUGAGGGCGGCAACUACACCACUGCCGGGCUCAGUGGCAAUGCCAAGAUUCCUUGGGCAAUCACGAAAGGCGAGAAGAAGCUGUAUGACGAUACCUUCAAAGCCUGGGACGGAUUCGGCAAAGGGUUCAUUAGCGGCGAGCAAGCCAUUGAGAUCUUUGGCCAAAGUGGUUUGCCUAAACCUGAUCUGGAAGCUGUUUGGACUCUGGCAGAUUCUACGGAUAGGGGCCGACUUAACCUUGACGAAUUUGCCGUGGCAAUGCAUCUCAUUUACAGAAAAUUGAACGGAUAUCCUGUUCCAAAUCGACUACCUCCGGAGCUCAUUCCCCCGUCUACCCGCAAUCUCAACGAGUCCAUCGGUACUAUGAAGUCACUCCUGUCAAGAGAUGCCGAGGAGAGAAAGAAUUCCGGUGCUUUCCUACAGCCCCAGCGAACCGGUGUCAGCUAUCUCAAAUCACAUUCAUUCCGUGCGGGUAGCCCAGCUGCUGGAGGACGCAAAGACGCAACUGUGUUCCGAAACAAUGACGACAGCAUCGGCUACAAAUCAAGCGCAAGGCGCCGACUUGGAGCAGGCGGGCGCUCGCCUUCUCCUGCGACGCCAUCGUCCCCAGGCUCGGAGCGGUCCCAGGAUGACUUGACUGUCGAUCAGCUCAAGAAAUUGGUGCGAGAGAAACAGAUUCUCUUGGAUGCUAUGGACAUCCGUGACGAGAAUGCAGCCGAUGAAGAUGAUGCACUUGAUAGACGUGAUCGAAGGGAAGCCGAGGAUCUCUAUCGACGCAUUCGUAGGAUCCAGGAAGAUAUCGAUGCGCACCCCCAGGCCUCUUUGAGGUCGAGCGACUCCGAUGCUGAACGCCGGGCACUCAAGCGACAGUUGCAGAAAUUGACUGAUCGUCUACCGGAAUUGGCCUCAAGUGUCCGUCGGGCAGAGCGCGAGAUCGCGGACGCGCAGUUGGAGCUCUUCAGGCUGAAGGACGCAAAAGCUCACCCAGGCUCUGCUUCCACCAUCGUGGGCACAGGUCCAGGUGGUGCCGUUACUGAAGCAGACCGAUUGAAGGCCCGCGCGAAGGCCAUGAUGCAAGCGCGCUCUGCUGCUCUCACUGGAAAGCCCGUACCUGCGAGCGAUGACACUGGUGCGGCUGCUGAGCGCCUGGAGAAGGAAACUUCUCGCAUUCGAUCCGAGAGGGAGAGCAAUGAACAUAUGAUCCGUGACGUAGAGGACAGCGUGCGCGAAUAUACUAGUGGACUGGAGGCAAGCCUUAAAGAAGGGGGACAUGAUAGUACCAGCGAACAUGAACGCCGCCGAUGGGAAGACGGCCUCGGCGUGGAAGACGAAGUCAAGGACUUCAUCUUUGAUCUUCAACGUAGCAGCCGAGCAUCUCGAAUUCGCAAAGAAGAUUCCUCGCGUGAUACGUACAGGUCCACCUCCCGUUCUGGAGAGAAUGAGACGCGAUCUACCUCAGCACGGUACGAAAGUUCUGCCAGAAGCCCGGAGCCUACGUCGCGUCCGUCGCCCAGCCCGGCUUCUGGGGGCUCAUACUCUUCAUACAAGACACCCGAGGAUCGCGCAGCUUUUAUCAAGCAGCAAGCAGAACAGCGCAUGGCGGAGCGCCUUGCUGCCCUUGGUCUCCGUGCGCCAACGAAGGCAGGAGAGUCGCCUCAGGAGCGCCAGGAGCGUGAGAAGAAGGAAAGAGAGGACAAGCUCAAGCAUGCCGAAGAAGAAGAUGCUCGCCGAGAACAAGAGAGACAGAGAAGGCUAAACGAUGAGAGCAUUGCCCCGCCCAGUGCACCCAAGUCCAGUGGCAAGAAGCCUCCUCCUCCGCCAGUAUCGCGAAAGAACAAGUCCGAAGUCGCUCAGCAUGAUGCUAGGCAAGCGGAUGCCGAAGCAAAGCGUGCAGAGAACGAGAUCGCCGAGAAGGCGCUUCGCGAACAGCAGCAAGCACAGGAAGCAGAGAGGAAACGCCUCGAGGAUGAGGAGCGUCAACAGGAAGCUGAGCUCGCCGAAGAGCGGGAAGCUGCUCAAGCCCGACUACGAGCUUUGGAAGAACAAUUCCAACAAGGCAAGAUUAAGAAAGAAGAGGAGAAGCGUCGCAAGAAAGCCGCUCAGCGUGAAGCCAAGGACAAAGAGUCACGACUUGCUGCUCAACGCGCAGAGAUCGAAGCUGCACGAGAGCGAGAGCGUCAGUUGCAGCUGCAAUUGGAGAGUCUUGACGAUGACGAUUCCUCGGACGACGAAGGCCCAGAGAGCAUCACUCCGCAUGAUGCCACUCCCACUGCAAGCCAGGAAAUACCUCGUGAGCCAACCGUAACAGCACCAGCAGCACCAUCCAUUCCCUCUGCUCCGCCUCUACCGCGCCAGAAUAGUACGCCGCCAUCAUCUAUUGCCAGCCCUCCAACAUCAUCUCUUACCAGCCCUCAUGCUGGUUUGGGAGACACCGAGACGAAGAAUCCCUUCCUCAAGAAGAUGGCCAUGUCCAAUCAAGAGCAUAACCCAGUGUCCACGCCACCAGCUGCCCCAAGCAGCAGCAGCGAGGUCUCGACCAAUCCAUUCCAUCGCUUGACACAAGAGAAUGCCAACAAGACCACACUCCCAGAGCCUGCCGCACCUCCUGCCCGAACCCGAGGCCGCCCAGACGAUGAUGACUGGUCUGUCGUUGAUUCUGACGACGACUCGUCUGAUGACGAUGAUGCUCCUCAGGGUGGUGCCAAGCAGCUUGCAUCCAUCUUGUUUGGCACUAUGGCUCCUCCACGCCCAUUGUCCGCAAUGGAUAAUAAGAGCUCUCGCGCAGACAGUCCAGCGGUAUCUUCCCCUGCUGCGGGCAUACCACCUCCUCCUCCCAUGCCAUCUGGAGGUGCUCCCCCUCCCCCUCCUGGACCACCCCCACCCCCUGCUGGUGGACCUCCACCUCCACCACCGAUGCCAACUUCAUCUGCCAGGCCUGCUGGCGCUCCUGAUCGUGGUGCUCUACUAGGCCAGAUUCAAAUGGGUAAGGGCUUGAGGAAAGUUGAAACAAAGGACAGAAGUCAAGCAUCAACUGCAGGUAGAGUUUUGUAGAUUACUACUUGUUGUGAGCGUGGUCAUUUUGUAAUAUAGCCGAUUGUUAAUAAAUUGAUAAGUUG
Molecule: messenger RNA, 4396 nt
Organism: Aaosphaeria arxii CBS 175.79
Lineage: Eukaryota; Fungi; Ascomycota; Dothideomycetes; Pleosporales
Exons: 3
Coding region: 111-4331 (1406 amino acids)
Biological process (GO): endosomal transport; endocytosis; actin cortical patch assembly
Cellular component (GO): plasma membrane; actin cortical patch; mating projection tip
Molecular function (GO): actin binding; calcium ion binding
Source: RefSeq, a predicted model, not a curated record